AUGGGAUGGAGGAGAUUCAAACUUGGUACCUCUUUUAGCGUUUCGGGACCAAACUUAUUUAAAAUGUUGAAAUGUGAACAUUACACGUUCAUACUACUUGCUUCAGUGUCCGUCCUCCCUAAUAUAACUGCUGUUUCCCUGAAGAUUGGCUUUUCACAAGCUCACAACGUCAAGGAAGGCUUUUGGCAUUCUACUUUAGCUAAUUAA
Messenger RNA from Prunus armeniaca (apricot), 207 nucleotides. NCBI's taxonomy places the organism in Eukaryota, Viridiplantae, Streptophyta, Magnoliopsida, Rosales, Rosaceae. The record is from the annotation of a GenBank genome assembly.